Pseudomyrmex gracilis is the source of this 1430-nucleotide messenger RNA. RefSeq lists its product as uncharacterized. The transcript has 4 exons. The record is from RefSeq and is a predicted model, not a curated record. The coding region runs from base 218 to 1240 and encodes 340 amino acids. Lineage: Eukaryota; Metazoa; Arthropoda; Insecta; Hymenoptera; Formicidae.
GUCGGCGAUCCGACACCCGUGGUACCGGCGCCGUGUCCAGAUUUAAGCUUCUUCUUUGCCAGGCGAGAUCUCCAAGAGAAGAUCAUCUUACCUCGCGCGCCAGUCCGUUCGUCUCUCGCGCGAGAGCACGAACAAUCCCGCGAGCGUCAAACAAUCCGAUCGUUCUCCGCCGGGAAGAGAGCGCAAGUGAGCGAGCGACAAGUCUAGAGAACACAUCAUGGCUUUGAGGGCCACGAUCUUGGUGCUGAUGGUUACGCUAGUGGUUGUCGCGUCCGCUGGAUUGCUCGAGACUCUGCUCUCGUGGGAUCUGCCGGAGGUCGAGGGGAGAUCGGUCACGUCGCAGUCCAAGUGCCUAUGCCAGACUUCCGGUUGUCUGUGCUGUGUUGACCUAAACCUGACGACCACAAUUGACUUAGGCGGUCCGGCUUGCGUCAAUAUCAAGCAGAAGGAGCAGAAUGUUUCUUUGAAUUUAAGCUACGGCGACAAUCCCAUUCACAAUGCGACGAUAAGGAUCGCAAAUGCGGCCAAUAAGCCAACGUGCAUGAAUCUGCUGUCGGAUCUGGCGCAGAUUUGCGCACGAUUUACGUCAGUGAAACAAGUUGACGUCGGCGGUUAUGACGGUUGUAUGGUGAUCGAGCCGGCUUUGUUAGGCGCGCCACAAGCUACUUACCACAUGGGUUGCUUCAACUUUUAUCAAGGUGUCCGACAAGUGGAAGUAUCCGCUAUCACAGAGACGACGGAACCCGCCGAUAUCUCCGAGGAUGAUGAUGACACUUUGAACACCGAUGAACUGAUCGCCGCGGUGUCCGCUAGCGCAGAACAGGGUAUCGCGCUGUUUACUCAGUGGCUCGGUCUCAAUUUGAAUCCAAAAUUGAACAUGACCAGUAAGGAGAACGGGCCUCAGGAACAGCAACAGCGAACCGAGCCAAGCACAUCUUCAAGAUCGGCACGCAUGAUGGAUGUUCAAGUCGACAAAAGCGACGAGCGAUUCAAGCAACUGCUGAGCGCUCAAGAUAACGUGUUGAAGGGUUCGGCGACUAUCGGACAAUCCAACGGCAUGGAAACUACUUUUGUCUACUCCAGGCCGAGUAAUUCGAUAAUCGGGAAGAACUCGACCGAGGAGGCCAAGAGAAGACUGGAAGCGGAAGUCGUUGUGCCACAACAUCGAGUUGUGGUGCCGAAGGAGUCCAGGAGAGGAGGCAGAGCAUAUAACAUUCAUCAGCAUGUAAACGAGAUCUGAAGUGUAAUAUAUAGCGCAGAAAGCUGCCGAUCUCUGCUCUAGAACUACAAUGCCGCACUAGACUAUAUUUGUAUGCAUGCACGCGGAGCUGGGCAAAGAAGAGAGUCUUAUUGCUUGAUUGCAAAAAUAAUUUUAGUCUUACAAACUAAUUCAUGUGCGAUGUUUGCACGUGAAAGUUACUUGCUUUUUU